Messenger RNA from Adineta steineri, 1776 nucleotides. The record is from the annotation of a GenBank genome assembly. NCBI's taxonomy places the organism in Eukaryota, Metazoa, Rotifera, Eurotatoria, Adinetida, Adinetidae.
AUGAUUAAUAUUGAAUCUGAUUUUGAUUUGGGUAUGAAAAUGAAAUCGUUAAAUGAUAAUAAACAAUUUAAUAAAUCACUUGAAUUAUUUGAUAAAUUCAAGAUAAAUAAUGUUAAAUCAUUAUCAAAUUUAACAAUUAGUCAAGCUUUAAAAGCAUGUAUUAAUUUAAAUGAUGUUCAACGUGGGAGAAAUAUUCAUCAACUUAUUUCAUCUCGUAUAAAUAAAGAUUCUUAUAUAUUAAUCUCAUUAAUUCACUUCUAUAUUAAAUGUGAUUAUAUGAAAGAUGCUGAGAUAUUAUUUGAGAAAUUAACAAAAAAAUCUUUAUCAAUCUAUGAAGCAAUGAUGAAAGGUUAUAUUAAAAAUAAUCAAGCAAAUAAAGUGAUUGAUCUCUUCAAUGAAAUAAAAGAUCCUGAUGAAGUUAUUAUUAUUCUUUUAUUUAAUGCUUGUGCUCAAUUAGCAAAUGAAGAAGGAUUAAAUUUAAUAGAAAAAAUUUCAAAACAAAUUCCGCAAUCAUUUAAGUUAAAUCCUCGUCUUUUAACAUCUUUAUCAGAUGCUAAAAUGAAAUGUGAUCAUAUUAAAUCUACCCAAUUCUUAUUUUCAAAAUCAAGACAAAAAUCCCUAUCAAUGUAUGAAACAAUGAUGAAUGAAUUUAAUGAAAAUGAAGAUCCUUUAAAAACAAUAGAUUUAUUCAAUGAAAUGAAAACAAAUCAUAUUGAAGGAAGUAUUAGAAUUUAUACUUAUAUUAUUCAAGCUUUAUCUCAAAUUGCCGAUUAUUCAAUAUCAAAAUCAAUUAUUGAACAAAUUCCCAAAUCGAUUCUUAUCGAUGAUCAAAUAUCCAAUGCAUUAAUUCAUUUAUGGGCAAUUAAUUGUUAUGGUUUCAAUGGAAUGGGAAUUAAAGCAAUUGAACUUUAUUAUAAAAUUCCAUCAAAAUUAAUUAAUGAAUCAAUAAAUGUUUGUAUUUUAAAUGCAUGUUCAUUUUCAGGACUUAUUGAUCAAGCUCGUUCAAUCUUUGAAAAUAUUCGAAUAAAAACAGAAAGGAUUUAUACAACAAUGGUCGAUUGUCUCAGUCGAACAUGUUUAUUUGAUGAAGCAAAACAAUUAAUUAAUCAAUUUGAACAUAGUCAUUUGCCUCAAUCACCUAUGUACCUAGCAUUAUUAUCAAAUGCAAUGAUUAAAAAGAAUAAACCUUUAUCAAAAGAAAUUGGUAAAAAAAUGAAAAAACAUUUUCCUCAAAUAGAAAAUCCAUCAAUAUCAGUAUCAAUUCUUUUUGAUGGUGUUGAUGAUGUUGAUGAAUCAUCUACUAAAAUUAAUAAAGCAUCAGAUAUUAUAAUGGAAUUGAAUCAAUCAGGUAUGAAGAAAACAGUUGGCCACACAACGACUGUUGUCAAUGGACAAAUCUAUAAAUUUCGAGCUCAUGAUCGAUCUCAUCCACAAUCUAAAGAAAUUUAUGAUGAAAUUAAUAAAAUUUCGAAAGAACUUAUUUCACAUGGUCAUAAAUAUGAUCCAAGUUGGAUAACACGAUCAUUGAAUGAAUAUGAAACUAUUGAAUUAGUAUUUAAUGGACAUAGUGAAAAACUUGCAAUUGCAUGGAAUUUUAUUUCAAAUCCAAAUACAACAAGAAUACAACUGACAAAUGAUCUUCGUAUUUGUGGUGAUUGUCAUCGUGCAAUAAAACUAAUAGCUUCGAUUCGUCAAUGUGAAAUUAUUAUUCGUGAUGCAAAUAGAAUUCAUCAUUUCUAUAAAAAUGGACAAUGUUCAUGUAAAGAUUAUUUUUGA